Molecule: messenger RNA, 1446 nt
Organism: Erigeron canadensis
Lineage: Eukaryota; Viridiplantae; Streptophyta; Magnoliopsida; Asterales; Asteraceae
Exons: 6
Coding region: 1-1446 (481 amino acids)
Biological process (GO): DNA integration
Molecular function (GO): nucleic acid binding
Source: RefSeq, a predicted model, not a curated record
AUGGAAGUUUUCAUGGAUGAUUUCCCGGUAUUUGGUAGUUCAUUUGAAAAUUGUUUAGAGAGUCUUAAUAGGAUGUCGGAAAGGUGUGGACGGGCACACUUGGUUUUGAAUUGGGAAAGGUGUCACUUCAUGGUUAAGGAAGGUAUUGUUUUGGGACAUAAAGUUUCUAAGGCGGGUUUAAAGGUUGAUCAAGCUAAAAUUGAUGUGAUAAGUAAAUUGCCUCCACCCACAAAUGUUAAAUCAGUUAGAAGCUUUUUAGGUCACGCCGGUUUUUACCGAAGAUUCAUUAAAGAUUUUUCCAAAAUUACCCGGCCUAUGACUAAGUUGUUAGAGAAGGAUGUCCUAUUUGUGUUUAAUAAAGAAUGUCUUGACGCAUUCAACUUACUUAAAGAAAAUUUGACCAAUGCUCCUAUUAUGACGCCACCUAAUUGGUCAUUGCCCUUUGAGUUGAUGUGUGACGCUAGCGACUUUGCUUUAGGGGCCGUUUUAGGCCAAAGGGAGGAUAAACAUUUCCGCCCUAUUUCCUAUGCUAAUAAGACAUUGAACCCAGCCCAGCAAAAUUAUACUAUUGGAGUCGAGGAAGCACCUUGGUUUGCCGAUAUUGCUAACUAUCUUAGUGCAAAUGGCAUGAUAAGGAGGUGUGUGUCGGGAGGCGAGGCCCGACAGAUUCUUGAUGAUUGUCACCAUGGGCCAACCGGUGGACAUUAUGGACCGUCUGUCACCGGGAAUAAAGUGUAUGAUGCUGGAUUUUAUUGGCCAACGAUCUUCAAGGAAGCGCAAACUUUGGUAGAGGUUUGUGAUGUGUGUCAAAGACAAGACUUUAUGGGACCUUUUCUUCCAUCGAAUAGGAAUUUGUAUAUCCUUGUUGCUGUUGACUAUGUUUCAAGGUGGGCCGAGGCUAAAGCCUUGCCAACGAUUGAUGCACGUGUUGUCAUUCACUUUCUGAAACAACUUUUCUGUAGGUUUGAAGUGCCCAAGGCCUUAAUAAGUGACCGCGGAAGCCAUUUCGCGAAUCACCAACUCGCUAAGGUGCUAAAGAGGACCGCUUAUAAGACACCGAUUGGGACUACCCCAUUCCAGUUGCUUUAUGGCAAGACUUGUCAUCUACCUAUAGAAAUCGAGCAUAAAGCCUAUUGGGCGCUCAAGAAUUGUAAUAUGGACCUAAUUGAAGCUGGUGAGUUAAGAUCUAUGCAAUUGAAUGAAUUAGAUGAACUUAGGUUGUAUGCUUGUGAUAACUCUUUACUUUACAAGGAACGAACUAAAGUAUGGCAUGAUCGUAGGCUUAGGAAGAAGGAAUUUAAAGCCGGAGAUAAAGUUUUGUUGUUCCUGUCCAAGUACAUGUUUAAGCAACCCAAGUUGACAUCUAGGUUGAAGCUUUAUAAUCAAGAGGAGGAGAAUGUGGGAGUCGUCGUUGACGAGCUUCCAUUUUUCGAGAUGAAGCAAUGA